UUCUUUCACUGAACAGGUGGGACAUUCAACGGUUAUAAUGAUGAUGGUGAUUAUGAUGAGCAGGAAUAAAUUUGAAUCAGUCGAGAUUUAUCCCUCGGGGCAAUAAGACGUGCUAUUUCUGGACAUUAAAAUCCUAGUUGAGUGAUGAAACUAACGGACAAUAACAGUAGUGCAAUUUAUGACGUAAAAGAAAUGACCGACGGUAGGACAGUCGGAAGUGAACCGCCGGUGGGCAAUAAACCUUCCUCGCCGAGAACUUUUUUCGAACGUCUGUACGGUCAUCUAGAAAAGAGUGCUGGCACCGGCAUGAAUCGUGAAAACCAAUCAGUGACUACACAUGUGGGUAAAUUCACAAGAUCGCCAUCGGAAAGCUCCACUAGCACUAGCCGAUCUUCCCCUCCGUUAGACAUCGAAGACAACACAGAAGAACGUUCGAUUUGCUCGAGCGGAAGUGGUCGAACGAAUCUGUGCGAGCAGCGAACUUACCGGUGUGGGGCACUUGGACAAGAUUCAUACAGCCACCAGCAUGACUUUAUUAGCAGUGUUCCACCACAGAUAACAUCUCUGACCGGAAACUAUGGACCCUUCAGGCCCGUGUUUGGAUUCGGACCUGAGGGAUCGACCUUGCCGGCGGGAUUAUCAGCAUUUCUGGCCAGACGACGAAAAAAGGAAGGACGACCGCGUCGCCAAAGAACCACAUUCAGCAGCGAGCAAACGCUCCGGCUGGAGGUGGAGUUCCAUCGCAACGAGUAUAUUUCCCGUGGAAGACGCUUCGAACUGGCUGAAGUGCUGAAGCUUUCCGAAACACAGAUAAAAAUUUGGUUUCAAAACAGGCGUGCCAAAGACAAACGCAUCGAAAAGGCCCAAAUUGAUCAACAGUACAGGACAUUCGCUGCAGUAAACGGAUUAUUCACACCGUUUAAUCCUCAGUAUCCACAAGUGAUUGGUCCAAACAUCACAACGAUGGCGACAGGACACCACAAUUUCUACGAUCAAUUUUGCACAUCACCAAAAAUAGACCAAAGAAAUUCGAAGUGAGCAUCUUGUUGUCUUAAAUUUGUACAUAGCCAAAUCUGUAAAAUAAAUGCAGCGUAA
This is a messenger RNA of Wyeomyia smithii (pitcher-plant mosquito), 1095 nucleotides long. Its product is annotated as homeobox protein rough-like. The record is from RefSeq and is a predicted model, not a curated record. Gene Ontology annotation, biological process: regulation of DNA-templated transcription. The coding region runs from base 145 to 1038 and encodes 297 amino acids. Gene Ontology annotation, molecular function: DNA binding; DNA-binding transcription factor activity, RNA polymerase II-specific. Lineage: Eukaryota; Metazoa; Arthropoda; Insecta; Diptera; Culicidae. The transcript is spliced from 3 exons.